This is a messenger RNA of Elephantulus edwardii (Cape elephant shrew), 2742 nucleotides long. RefSeq names its product KIAA1024 ortholog (gene MINAR1). The record is from RefSeq and is a predicted model, not a curated record. NCBI's taxonomy places the organism in Eukaryota, Metazoa, Chordata, Mammalia, Macroscelidea, Macroscelididae. Bases 1 to 2742 code for a protein of 913 amino acids. Gene Ontology annotation, biological process: negative regulation of cell population proliferation; negative regulation of TOR signaling. Gene Ontology annotation, cellular component: plasma membrane. The transcript is spliced from 3 exons.
AUGGAGAGCAAUCAGGAAACUUCUCUCUUCUUGGUGAAGAUCCUGGAGGAAUUGGACAGCAAGCAGAACACGGUUUCCUACCAGGACCUGUGCAAAUCCCUGUGUGGCCGCUUCGAUCUGUCGCAACUGGCCAAGCUCAGGAGCGUCCUCUUCUACACGGCCUGCCUCGACCCCAAUUUCCCGGCCACCUUAUUCAAAGACAAGAUGAAAUGCACCGUGAACAACCAGCAAUCCAAGAAGAUCAUGGUGGCCGCGGACAUUGUGACGAUAUUCAACCUGAUCCAGAUGAACGGGGGCCCCGCCAAGGAGAAGCUGCCCAGCAGUCGCCAGAAAAUGCGCAAGAAGGACGCGUCCUUCGAGUCGUGCCGCUCGGACACUGAGAUCUGCAGCGCAGCCGAGUGUGAGCCCCUCAACUGUGAGCUGAGCGAGCGGCCUUUCAGCCGGGGUUACCCCACCCGCCAGUCGUCCAAGUGCCGGAAGAUGGACUGCAAAGACUGCCCACAAUUUGUCCCCGCCUCCGAGCCCAACUUCUUGCUGGGGGUCAGCAAGGAGGUGAAGAACCGUGCUGCCUCCUUGGACCGGCUGCAGGCCCUAGCCCCCUACUCGGUGGCCAGCCCCCAGCCCUGCGAGAUGCAAAGGACCUACUUCCCCAUGAACAUCGAGAACGAGUCCAUCUCUGACCAGGACUCCCUGCCCAUCAACCCCGGCAUCAAGGAGACCUUCAUUUCCAACGAGGAGCCCUUUGUGGUCCCGUCCUGUGUGCAGAAAAGGAACAUUUUCAAAGAGGACUUUCACAAUCUGAUGGCCGUGUCCCCCGGCCUGGUGGGCCCUGCAAGCAAAGCCGAGGCCGAGCAUGGGGAAGCCCAGAGCCGCAAGGAGUCCCACAAGCCACCCUUCUUCAAUCACAGCUUCGAAAUGCCCUACAACAGCCAGUACCUGAACCCCGUGUACUCGCCGCUUCCUGACAAAAGGCGAGUGAAGCAUGAGAGCUUGGAUGACCUUCAGGCCUCCACAUAUUUUGGGCCCACACCAGUGGUGGGAACCCCGGACGCCCGCCGCUGUCCCGGGAGGCCGAGCAAGCAGACCCCCUGGCCAGCCAAAAGCUGGAGCCUCAACACUGAAGAGGUCCCUGACUUCGAAAGGUCCUUUUUCAAUAGAAAUCCUUCCGAGGAGAAGCUCCGUUACCCCAACCCCAGCCAGUCCCCCAAUUUCUCAGCCCCGGACAGGCGCCAGGCUUACCUGGCACCAAAAGAGCCCCCACAGAUCCUCCCCAUCAGCUAUGCAGCAAAGGCCAACGGGCUGAAGUCGAAAGAGCUCCCGUCCCCCAUGGAGCUGGACAAACAUGAAGCAGCCAAGAAAUUCAAGGAUAAGAGCAUUAGCUGCACCAGUGGCCAGCUCAGCUCAGACACCAGUAGUGUGGGUACCCAGACCGAGCUGGAGCCCAAGAAAUGCAAAGACUUGAGCGGCCCCAGCCAGGGCAAGUACAGUGACAGGCAUGCCAUGAAGUCGGAUGACGACUCCGAGAUUGUCAGCGAUGACAUCAGUGACAUUUUCCGCUUCCUUGAUGACAUGAGCAUCAGCGGCUCCACUGGGGUGAUACAAUCAUCCUGCUACAACAGCACGGGGUCCCUGUCUCAGCUUCAUAAAUCAGACUGCGACAGUUCACCGGAGCACAACCUCUCCAAGAUCGCCAAUGGGGUCCCCAGCAGCAAAGGCGAAAAGGGCAAUCGUCUCGAGACCCACCACCACUCGGAAGAGGAGCUAAAGUCUAGUGUGUGCAAACUGGUGCUCCGGAUCGGGGAAAUUGAACGGAAGCUUGAAUCGCUGUCUGGUGUCCGCGAAGAAAUCUCCCAAGUGUUAGGUAAAUUGAAUCGAUUGGAUCAGAAAAUGCAGCAGCCCGAGGUGAGUGUGCAGAUCGACCUGAAUUCCUUAACCAGUGAGGCUCCUUCUGACGACAGCGCCUCCCCGCGCAUGUUCCGUGCGCACAACAGCGCCCAUGGACCCAAGCUGGAGAACAACGCUGCCGACUGGUGUUGUUCAGAUGCCAGCGGGAGCAACAGUGAAAGUCUGCGUGUCAAGGCCUUAAAAAAAAGUCUCUUCACCAGGCCGUCUUCUAGGUCCCUGACUGAAGAAAACAGUGCUACUGAAUCCAAGAUUGCCAGUAUCUCCAACUCCCCCCGAGACUGGCGCACCAUCACCUAUACCAACCGCGUGGGCCUGAAUGAGGAGGAGCUGAAAGACAGAGGCCCGGGGGACAGUAAGGACUGGCAUCGGAAAUCUAAAGAGGCUGACAGGCAGUACGACAUCCCUCCGCAGCACCGACUGCCCAAGCAGCCCAAAGACAGCGGCUUCCUGGUGGAGCAGGUGUUCAGCCCUCAUCCUUACCCGGCCUCCCUCAAGGCCCACAUGAAGAGCAACCCGCUGUACACGGAUAUGCGGCUGACGGAGCUGGCGGAGGUGAAGCGAGGCCAGCCUUCCUGGACCAUCGAGGAGUAUGCACGAAAUGCUGGCGACAAGGGCAAGCUGACAGCUCUGGACUUGCAGGCACAAGAAUCUUUAAACCCAAACAACUUAGAAUAUUGGAUGGAAGAUAUUUAUACUCCAGGCUACGACUCAUUACUAAAACGCAAGGAAGCCGAGUUCCGACGAGCAAAGGUCUGCAAGAUAGCAGCUCUGAUUGCGGCUGCUGCAUGCACAGUCAUCCUGGUCAUUGUCGUGCCCAUCUGCACCAUGAAAUCCUGA